AGGAUUGAUCUACAAGGAACUGCGUAUGUGCAAUGGCAUCUGAAAGGUCAUCUUCCCUUGAAGAACGACUUCUCAAUUGUUGGCCUCAAUUGCGAGAUAAACUGGACGUAGAUAGAGUUCCAGGCAUGCUCAUUGCGAAGGGAAUACUCCGGCCAGAGUGGAGAGACAGCGUAGAAAAUCCGAAGGGGAGAGUUCAAGAGAGGGAGGCCAUCCUUUUAAUUGUUCGACAGAAAGGUCCGAAUGGGAUCAAGACCUUUAUGGACGUCCUAGAAGAAGUCGGGCAAUUAUAUCUCAUGGAUGCGCCAGAUGCGGGAGGAAUACGCCUUCUCAAAGCUGCGAUCUUUGCACCGUGGAGAUGCAUCCGAAAGGGAUAUCGCCCGGUAGCGGUAGCGUCAUCAGACCAGAAACGGAUCUCUCAAGACGGCUCUUGGAAAAUUAUCGUGCUUUUCUGUGUUUGCUUCUUCAUUGUUUUCGGUGGAGUAUUGGCCAUCGUCUUUCUGCUAGGUGGGUCACAUGGAGAAGAUCAAAAUACAGAAGUCAAUGAUGUCGAGUCUGGUCAAGAUCAGCAGACCCCUCCCAUACCAUCCAAAAAAAGAAUUGAUCAUCUUCCUCUGAAUUGGAAUGAAACGGAUUCACAUUUAAAUAACCAGGCGAAGUCUUCUACUGCAGCAUCAUCAAAAAAAUGGGAGAUUUUGGGGUUCACUUUGGAAGAGACAGGAAGUGCGUCCAUGUCACCAAAUGUGAAGCAGGAGAAAAGAGAGGAAAUAGAGAGAGAGGAAGAGGCAGAAGGAAGACGCAAUGAGGAAAAUAUGGACAUGGCUGCAACAUUUGCGGCAACCUCAGAGCCUUCCACACCAAUUAACCACAUAGAUCUAGAGGUCACUAACAAGAUGAAGCUGAUACAGGAAGUAGAGAAAACGUUGGAGAAAUGGCAUGAGUGUAUAGGCGAUGCAAGGACAAAGAAAAAGACAGCGAAAGAAACAUCGAGAAAUGACAGGGAGAGAUCAGAGUACUGGCGAACGGAAGCAGUGAGAACACAGUCAGCAGCUGCACGGGAGAUGGCAGUUUAUUACGCAGAUGCCGCGACUGCCUGGUUCUCCGUAAUAGAAAAGUGGGAAGCAGUGAUGGCGAAGUGUCGUGAAGCACUUUUGGAGGCCAAUAAAGAUGUUGAAAAGGGGGAGAGUCCGCAAACCCGCUUAAGUAACAUUGCAAUUAGGGCCAACGAUGUGAAGGAAGUCUGGAUUGCGGCACUGGCCGCCACAAGUGAGGCAAAGGAAAAGUCAAGUAAGGCAGUGAAGGAGGAGAAAAUGAUCUCAGGUGAUCAUAGGAAAGGCGAACCCUUUCGUGAACCCCUUCACGCAAAGGAGACGAUGCAA
Molecule: messenger RNA, 1376 nt
Organism: Darwinula stevensoni
Lineage: Eukaryota; Metazoa; Arthropoda; Ostracoda; Podocopida; Darwinulidae
Source: the annotation of a GenBank genome assembly